AUUGUUUGAUAUAUUGGUAGUAGAUGAAUUUAAAGAAGGCAUUGGUGUUGAAGUUGAACUUGUGAAAAGAACAGCUGUUAAAUUUGUAAAAGGUGAAUGUGUUAAAAUUGAACUUGUAGAAGAUGAUGUUAUAGAAUGCAAAUGUGUUGAAGAUGAAGCAGUGAAAGGCAAAUAUGUUGAAGUUGAACUUGUAGAAGGCAAUGCU
Molecule: messenger RNA, 205 nt
Organism: Racocetra fulgida
Lineage: Eukaryota; Fungi; Glomeromycota; Glomeromycetes; Diversisporales; Gigasporaceae
Source: the annotation of a GenBank genome assembly